UUCCGGCCGGCGGAGGCGGGGCCUGGCGCACACUGUGGGGAGGGACUUGGAGGGCGACCCUGACCCCAACCCGGGUCGUCGCCGCACCCCCUCCUCGCCCCCGCGCCCACCGGAAUGGCCCGGCAUGUGUUCCUCACGGGGCCCCCAGGAGUUGGGAAAACAACGUUGAUCCAGAAAGCCAGUGAGGUUUUAAAGUCCUCUGGUGUGCCUAUCGAUGGAUUUUACACCGAAGAAGUCAGGCAGGGAGGGAGAAGAAUAGGAUUCGACGUUGUCACCUUAUCCGGCGUGCGGGGAAUUUUAUCUAGAACUGGCUCAGAGCCUCCUCCCGGAAAACGCGAGUGCCGAGUCGGGCAGUAUGUGGUGGAUCUGACUUCCUUCGAGCAGCUGGCCCUUCCGGUCUUGAGGAACGCAGGUCCCAGCAGCGGCCCAGGGCGGAGAGUGUGUGUCAUCGAUGAGAUUGGAAAAAUGGAGCUCUUCAGUCAGCCUUUCAUCCAGGCCGUUCGUCAGGUGCUGUCCGCGCCAGGGACUGUGGUCCUGGGCACGAUCCCAGUGCCUAAAGGAAAGCCGCUGGCCCUCGUGGACGAGAUAAGAAACAGGAGCGACGUUCAGGUGCUCAGCGUCACCAAGGAGAACAGAAACCACCUUCUGCCAGAUAUCGUGACGUGUGUGCAGAGCGGCAUGCAGUGAAGACAGCCCGCGUCCCUGCUUCGUGCCCUUGAAGAGAUGGGCUGGCUCGCGGGGCCUCCUCGGGGCCCUGCCUGUCCAGGACGUAGGCCGUCGGGCCCACGAAGCCUUAUGGGCUUUUCCGGAGAAAGCCUGACAGGUGUUCUCCAGAAAAAUGUUUAAAACAUCAAUGAGCCUUCACACAGGACUGGCGCUCUGCGAUCAACAGUCCACCGUGGCUUCUUUGUGCCGAGGAGGUUCUGUUUAUUUCCCCUUGCAGUGGUGCAUAUGAUUUUGGUAAAUUGUGGAAUGGGAAAUGGCUGUCAGAGUAUUAGAUGGCACCUGCCCCCACCGAAGUUGAAAAGCGGGUCCCCGGGAAGGGUGAGGGCAGUGGCCGCGACCAAAUCCAUUUUGCAUGUCCUGAAACCAGACCCCACUCCAGGCGCAGCCACGGCUCAGAGCGACACUGGUUAUUUGGUUUGUAAAAAUAGUUCAGGAGAAAGCCAGUUUAGGGCCUCCCCGCCCAUCUCAUUGGUUUGCUUGUUGCUUAAUAAAAUAAAAAUAAAUAUGUUGGUGCAAACACAGGAGCCCUGUGUGGGAGGAGGAGGUCCUCAGAGAUGUCGGUGGCACUCCAAGCUUGGGCCUAUGGGUUCAGGUCAGGGCCCCCACUUUGGCCACAUCAACUUAGUCGUGCCCUUAAACCAUUGCAGGCUCCGUUUCCCUUCCAGAGUACGGGGGAUGGGACAAGGGUCGUCCAAGGAAGGCGAUGCCAUGGCAUGGAGGGAAGGCGGCAGCGGUCGUCUGUGUGAUCCCCUGGGGAGGGCCCAGUGCCGGGAACUGGGGCUGUGGAGAGUAAUGUAGGAAGGUCAGGUUCAGGCUUUCGCAGGGCCACUGUGGAAAACAUGGCAGAUGGUCAGAGGGUUGGUACUAUAGUGAAAGAUAGCAUGGUGCUUGUAGGGCCUUUCUGGUGAGGAUCUGUGAAUCUCCAGGGUAUUUUGGCAACUAGCCUGCCUUCCAUACCCAGCUGGCAUGGAUGCCAGGCAUGCCCCUGUCUGUGACGGUGGCUGGUCUGGGUGUGUGGAACAAGAGGUUCUGGCACUGGGCGCACUGGACGGUGCAGGGAGCACUUGCAGCUCAGAGCCAGGACGCUAGUGGGGGUCCUCUCCUUGGUGUUUCCCCAGGGAGCCUCCCGAAGCUUGGUCUGCUUGUGCUGAGCCUUUGAGGGGCCACGUCUGAAAGGCCUAGCAGAUGAUGAACUAAUCUCUCAUUAUGGAUUCAGAGCGUGGAAGAGGGUGUCUCUGUCCCACUGUCCAUGCCUGGUUGGGUUGUUGGGCUGUCUGAGCUCAUGGUGUCUAAUAGGCUGGGUGUGACCUGCACCGGGCUCGCCGGACCCGAAGGAGCACCACACACACUGUCCGGACACCCCACUGACUCAGCGGGGAGAGGCUUCCCAGAGCCCCGGGAGCCUGGCCCUGCCUCAGCCUGCUCCCCUCUAGGCCCACAGUCCUGAGGAUCCCCACAUGGCCUCAGGUAAACAGAGAGGGCACAGGCUGGGGAAGUAUCACCUAUGUGCCCCUGAAAAUAGCCCCAACACCAGCCCUGGUGCAGCUGGUCUGCCCUGGCCGGAGGGAGCCCAGUCCCAGGGAGCCUCUACAGGCCCUGCGGGAAGGGCCUGUCCACCGAAGUGUGACGGGACAUUCUCCUCCCUGCUGCUUGUCCUUCUGAGCUGUUUUCAGUCACAACUGUGUAGAACAUGGAUUCUGUCCUAAAUUAGAAGGAAAGCUAAUGAGAUUUCCUGCAAGAGGGUAAAAUUGCUAGUUUGAGGGCACUGAGAGCUGAAAUCAGAUGUGCUGUGGAGGCUGAGAGUGCCCAGCGUGCAGAACAGAUUCGGGGCAGCCGCCAACCUGUAGAGGGGAGCGCAGGUUUCUGGACCUCUCUUUAAUGGUAAAGAAACGUGCCUUUGGUGGUAGAUACAGACUUUGAACCAAGUCGGUGUGGCCCCAAAGCCCAUGUUCUUUCCACUCCUCCCACUGCCUCCCUGUCCUUUUCCCGUGCAUCCUGCACCCCCGAUCUCGGGGCCAACCCUUCGCUGUGAUAGAUUGCAGCAACUAUAAACAUUUAGUGUUGGCUCUGGCAGGUCCUUAAACAAUUAUCGGAUUACUUUGUCAGAAUGACCAGGGGCACGUAUGAAGGUAUUAGAAACCUUCCCUGUGUUUUAAGAAAUUAAAUCUAAUAAAGGAUAAUGCGAUGGUCUGAA
This is a messenger RNA of Suricata suricatta (meerkat), 2920 nucleotides long. RefSeq names its product nucleoside-triphosphatase, cancer-related (gene NTPCR). The transcript has 5 exons. The record is from RefSeq and is a predicted model, not a curated record. Gene Ontology annotation, molecular function: ribonucleoside triphosphate phosphatase activity. Lineage: Eukaryota; Metazoa; Chordata; Mammalia; Carnivora; Herpestidae. The coding region runs from base 115 to 687 and encodes 190 amino acids.